This is a messenger RNA of Rattus rattus (black rat), 1463 nucleotides long. RefSeq names its product protein piccolo-like. The record is from RefSeq and is a predicted model, not a curated record. NCBI's taxonomy places the organism in Eukaryota, Metazoa, Chordata, Mammalia, Rodentia, Muridae. Bases 356 to 763 code for a protein of 135 amino acids. The transcript is spliced from 3 exons. Gene Ontology annotation, cellular component: glutamatergic synapse; axon; cytoskeleton of presynaptic active zone. Gene Ontology annotation, biological process: protein localization to synapse; presynaptic active zone assembly. Gene Ontology annotation, molecular function: structural constituent of presynaptic active zone.
UAUAUUGUAUUAGAAUUUUGUGAACCCCAUGUUUGUUUUUCCUACUGCAAGGCUACCUCUUCAAACUUAAGAUUCCACAGCUGAAUACCACAUCUACUUAGAAUUUCUUUGGUCCACCAUCAUGUUUAGCAUGCUUUCUUACAAAUAUCUGAAUGAAGUAAUCCCCAUGAAGCUAUUUAUUCCUUAAGGGCUUGAACUGUGCAUUUUAUCCAUAACAUACAAUAAAGCGUUUAACACUUAAUAAAAAAUCCAGUAAGUGAACAUCUGGAGCAGUGAUUAAGCUAAAUAAUUAAUAAGUAGCAUUAAUUAUUCUUCAACUUGUUUUCGUUGAAUUCUUCUAGGUAAAACUCAAGUAAUGGGAGAAAUCAAGCUAGCAUUGAAGAAGGAAAUGAAAACAGAUGGUGAACAGCUAAUAGUUGAAAUUCUCCAGUGCAGAAAUAUUACCUACAAAUUUAAGUCUCCGGAUCAUUUACCAGAUUUAUAUGUGAAACUAUAUGUGAUAAACAUCUCUACCCAAAAAAAGGUUAUUAAAAAGAAGACAAGAGUAUGCCGACAUGAUCGAGAGCCUUCUUUUAAUGAAACUUUUAGAUUCAGCCUAAGUCCUGCGGGCCAUUCGCUUCAGAUUUUACUUUUCUCCAAUGGAGGGAAGUUUAUGAAGAAGACGUUGAUUGGAGAAGCAUGUAUCUGGCUUGACAAAGUGGAUCUGAGGAAAAGAAUAGUCAAUUGGCACAAAUUGUUGGUGAGUCCCACUCAAACACACUGAGGACGUUGUCUGCUCAGGGUGAGGAAACAGCUCUGCAGCCUCAGAUCGAGACUGGAGUUGAACACUACUGUGCUGAUCUACAUUUUCCAGGGCAAACAUGAGAUCGCAAGCAAGAAGCAGACAGAUGGCCUUGCUGUGGCACACUGAAAGCAAACUGAUGAAAACAGGCCAGAGACACUGGAUUGCUCAUAGCUGUGAAGAGAAGCUCUGAGAGAAGAUUUGACUUUUUAAGAUAAAUAUCUUUGAUCAGACUGAGUUGGAACUGGAAAAAAAAAAGUGGCACAAAGGUUAUUAAGGCGUUGAAAGGUAGUGUGAAAGCAAUCGCUUAUAUACACGUAAACUUGUUGGGGAAAAAAAAACUGAUGUAAUGAAUCUUGGUUUUCGAAAGAUCAAAACUCCUUGUCUUAUAUUCUCAUGAAACUUCCUGUUUUGGAAUUCUGACAUAAGAUUCAAUUCUGAGUUUUCUACAGGACCAGAAGGUGACUGUGUUUAUGGGGAAAAUUAAGCCAGAGUUGUGAACAAUGGAUUUUUAGAUUACACAGUGCAUGUUCUCCCUGUGUCUAAGUUAGAAAGCUAUACAACAGUAGGUCUAAAUUCUAUGUGACAAAAGCACAUCAGUUUUGGUGUAUUUUAAAAUAGUGAAGAGUGAAGAUACUAGUAGGUUAAAGUGAAAUUGUAUUUAUCUAGAACAAAAACAAAA